AUGAAGUUAGUUGAGACUCUCAGGGGAAAUCCGCCGACUAAUAAUUCAUCUUUCCUCAAGGAGUACGUAGAUGCGCAUAACAACAUCGGAGCGCUUGAAAUUGAUCUCGAGAACUUGGAAGUGGCUAAAGAUAUCCUUGCCAAAGGACUAAAGAUCUGCGAUGAGGAAGAGGUGAAUGAAAAUGAUGAUACUAGGACUAGGCUCCAUCACAAUCUUGGAAAGAAGGCUCUUGAACUAGCAAAUUCCAUGGAAGACGAAGAUGCUUUGGUGAAACAAAUUGAACAGAACAUCACAACUGUGAGAGAAGCAGUGAAGGUAAUGGAUGAGCUGAAGACAGAAGAGCAGACUCUUAAGAAGUUAACCAGGGAUAUGAAUUCUGUAAGAGGUACAGCACAUGAGAGGAAGUCUUUGCUGAAGCUUCAUUCGUUACUGCAGCAUCUUAUUGAGAAGUCCAGCAUGAUCUUUGCAUGGCCGAAGCAUCGUGAAUUUGCAAAACAGAAGAAGCAAGUGGCCACUCAACUCUGUGACAAAGAAAUGUUGGGUCAGUCUUUUCUGGAUUUAGGAGAGUCAUACCAGAAGAUUAGAGACUUUAGCAAGGCAAAUAAAUGGUUCUCAAAGAGUUGGGAGGUGUCUAAAUUGAUUGGCAAUUUGGAGGGUCAAGCUUCAGCUAAAAUAAAUAUUGGUGGUGUUCAGGACAGUUGUGGUGAUUGGUCAGGUGGACUGGCUGCAUUUGAAGAAGGCUACAGGUUAGCAGUGGAAGCUAAUAGCCCUUCUGUUCAGCUUUCAGCCCUUGAGAAUAUGCACUAUAGCCAAAUGAUAAGAUUCCAGAAUGCUGAAGAAGCAAGGAGGUUGCAACUUGAAAUUGACAACCUGAAGCAGUUGAAAGAUAGGGAGGCUCAGAAGAAACAUAGCGAUUGCUGCUCUGAGACUGACACAGAAGAAUGCGAUUGUUCAUCAGACAGUUUAUCUUCUAAGCCAUGCUCUUCAAAUGGUGGUGAAUCCUUUCCUGGAAGAUCAACAUCUUCAGUCUCUGUGGAAGAGCUGAAGGAGGACGUACUUCUGAUUUCACUAGCUAAGUCCACUAAACAGCUGCCUGGGAAAAAGGAAACGAAUGCUAAAAAGCUUCAUGAUUCUAACAAUCGUACUGAAGCUUCUCCAAAAUUGUUUGCUAAAACAGCAAGCAGUCAACAGACAGUUGGUCGCAAGCGCGUUAGGGUGGUCCUUUCUGAUGAUGAAGAUCCAACAAAUGAGAAGGGGGUUUGCUUGGAGAGAAAGUUUCACUCGACUCCAGUUGAAGUUGUUGCUACAUCUGAUGAAACCGAUAGAAAAGACUUUGCAGCUUGUUCUUCUUUUGAAACUCGAGAUUUGUCAAUGGAUGCUUCCAAAUAUGCCAUCGAUUCAUCCGACCAAUUUAAAGUUGAAGACAUUGAUUUUCCUUACAGAUCUCCGAAUCAUGAAGGGACUAAUCAUGUCAAUCAAGUUUUGAGAUCUGUAAGCGGGGGUGAAACAAAUAUUGGAUCUGAUUCGGCAACUAGUGGUUCUAUAUGUGGGCUUGGUGCUUCUGACAAGCUCCCGUGUGAACAAAAUACUGCCUAUUUCAACAUGCACGAUUUAGACGGUAACAAGAAACGAACCAUAACAUUUAACAUUGCCAAUGACAUGAUAAAUUUCAAGGCUGGCUCAAGCUUAGCUCUUAGUGAAUUCAGCAUUGAAUCUUUGAGCAUCGAAGUGGCAUGCUUAUACUAUUUACAACUUCCUUCAGAGAAGCGAUGCAAAGGCUUGUUGCCCAUCAUUCAACACUUCAACUAUAAGGGACACAUUCUGGAAUCAUUGGAUGAACUUGAAGCUCUAAACAAAGAUGCAAGAAACAUCUUCAUUGAAGUUUCCAUUGACGGAUGGGUCCAGAAGCGGCUGAUGAAACUGUACAUUGAUUGCUGUAACGAGUUAUCCGAGUCACCCAAUAUAAAUUUGCUUAAGAAGCUGUACAUAUUAGAGGUGGAGGAUGAAGUUACUGCUUCAGAGUGUGGGUUGCAAGAUAUAUCUAUAGCUCCGUUAUUAAAAGCCCUGCACACGCACAAGACAGUAGUCAUGCUGGAUCUCUCUCAUAAUUUACUAGGAAAUGGAACGAUGGAGAAACUUCAACAAUUUUUCACAUCAGGCCAAAAGUAUGGUGAUCUAACUUUAGACCUGCACUGCAACCGCUUUGGACCUACUGCAUUGUUUCAGAUCUGUGAGUGUCCCGUCUUCUUUUCUCGGCUCGAGGUGCUUAAUAUCUCUGGCAAUCGACUCACUGAUGCAUGUGGAUCAUACCUGUCAACUAUAUUGGGGAAAUGCAAAGCUCUUUACAGUUUGAAUAUAGAACGCUGCUCCAUCACAUCUAGAACGAUUCAGAAAGUUGUCGACGCAAUACAUUCUGAUUCAGUCUUGGCACAACUUUCCAUAGGACAUAAUCCCUUAACAAGAGCUUCCAUCACCAAUCUAUUGAAAAGACUUUCCACCCUAAAUAGCUUCGCAGAGCUGGAUCGGAGUGGUCUGAAGCUAAACAAGCCAGCCAUUGACAGCCUAUGCGAACUAGCAAAAACUUCUUGUUUGACAAGUUUAAGUGUUGGGAGCACCGGCAUAGGAAAUGAAUGGGCUCUGCAGUUGACCGAUUCAUUCCCCACGGGAUCUCAAGAAUCUCUGAAACUUGACCUGUCUUACUGCACCCUGACAUCUGCAUGCAUUCACAAACUUGCCUCGAAUUUCAACCUUGCUUGCUGCAUUAUGGAGCUAAAUCUCCAAGGAAAUCCUAUCCUGCCACUGGGAGGGAAUGCAUUAGUGUCGCUCCUGAAACAGCCAGGAUGUUGCCUUCGGCUUCUGGUCCUAAACAAAUGUCAGCUGGGACUUCUCCUCGUUCUUCAAUUGAUCCAAGCACUUGCAGAGAACGAUCAACUGAAGGAGCUCCAUGUUGCUGACAACAAUGACCUGCAGAAGAACGAAAACCCAACCUCAAAGAAAUCACCGACUGAUGAAAGGUUACUUGAUUGCCAGGUAAACACGCAACGUGAUGAAGACCUUGUAGUCGCUGACAGUGAGGAUUCAACCAGAGCAGAAGCUGAUGCAUCUCGGUUCGAGCUCAACGACACCUGCACAAGCUCCUGCAGGAAGACAAAGAACGAGAACGACAUCAACAACAACAACGACCUGUCGUCAAAUGAACAUGGCAGCAUGGUGAAGGAGCUCUCGAACGCCAUUGUUGCGGCCAAUGCACUGCAGCUCUUGGAUUUGAGCAGGAACGGGCUGUCGGUUCGAGAUGUGGAAGCACUGUAUGUUUCAUGGUCGGCGAAGGGGUGUUCGACUGGGAAGCACGUUGAGGACGAGAUAGUCCAUUUCUCGGCUGGUACAAACAAGUGUUGCAGGAAGCCUUGCUGCAGAAGGGAGUGA
Molecule: messenger RNA, 3423 nt
Organism: Linum trigynum
Lineage: Eukaryota; Viridiplantae; Streptophyta; Magnoliopsida; Malpighiales; Linaceae
Source: the annotation of a GenBank genome assembly